Chanos chanos (milkfish) is the source of this 777-nucleotide messenger RNA. RefSeq names its product RWD domain containing 3 (gene rwdd3). The record is from RefSeq and is a predicted model, not a curated record. The coding region runs from base 1 to 777 and encodes 258 amino acids. The transcript has 4 exons. Gene Ontology annotation, biological process: positive regulation of protein sumoylation; positive regulation of hypoxia-inducible factor-1alpha signaling pathway. Lineage: Eukaryota; Metazoa; Chordata; Actinopteri; Gonorynchiformes; Chanidae. Gene Ontology annotation, molecular function: protein binding.
AUGUCAACAGAGGCAUUGGACGAAAUGGAUGUUUUAUCUUCGAUAUAUUGCGAAAAAGACGAAUUUGAGUUACUCGAAUCAGCGGAGCGGGGACUCGUAUGCCGCAUAAACACAGUGGCAGAGAGCGGCAGAAAGAAAAUACUACUGAGCGUUACUUUCCAUCUUCCCUCUGACUACCCAAACAGCCCACCAGAUAUCUGCGUUAGCUCUGAAGACCUUUCAAGAAAACAGUGUCAAGAUGUUAAAAACAAUUUAGUCGACAGAGUACGGACACUUGCACCCGGGCCCAUGGUUCACGACCUAGUAAUGUGGCUACAAGAAAAUUUCGAUGACAUAAUUACGACUUCAAGCAGCUCCUCUGUUCAAAACGAACAGGAGGCUGAUGUAGAGGGCACGUGGAUGGCCUUGCUUCAUUUGGAUCAUAUGAGGUCCAAAACUAAAUAUAUUAAACUAAUUGAAAAAUGGACUUCAGAUUUGGAACUCACGGGAAGACUUUAUACUGGAAAGUUGAUACUGAUUCUGCUACAAGGAGCAAGGAGAAAUAUUAAGGAGUACAUUCACCUUCAGAAAACGGUGAAAGUUGAUGUUGAUUCAUCAGGGAAACGCUGCAAAGAGAAAAUGAUGAGUGUCCUUUGUGAAUUGCCACUUUCAGGACAUCUUAAUCAGAUGUCCUCUUUUGAAGUAAAAGAGAUUGCAUCUCCCGAGGAACUGAGAGGGGAGUUUGAAGCUAUUGGCUUGUCACAUCUUUACCAAGAGUUUGUGCCUUCAUUAGUUUAA